UUUAUUUGGCGGGUUUGGUGUGAGUUGGGCAGUACACUACGGUCACGGACACGGACUCACGGUGCUCUGUGGCAGUGCUCACUAAGCGGCACUUAACUGCUAACUGGCAACCGUGUUUAGCGGUACACAGACACGUCGUCAGCGGGAAGGGUGAGUCAUGCCAAAGCGGCCAGAUCCCAGAUGGACAGCCCCUGAGGGGGUGGAGGUGCCCCGGCUGCACUUGUACAACUCUUUCACACGCCGGAAAGAAGUGUUUGUGCCUCAGAGUCGAGUGGUGACGUGGUACAGCUGUGGCCCCACUGUGUAUGAUGACUCCCACAUGGGCCACGCCAGAUCCUAUGUGAGCUUUGACAUUCUGCGCCGUGUCCUGCAGGAUUACUUUGGGUUCCCGAUCCACUAUGUCAUGAACAUCACUGAUAUUGAUGACAAGAUUAUUAAGCGGGCCCGCACAAGGCACCUUAUCCAGCAGUACCGCAAAUCACAAAAGCAGUGGGAUCAGGUGUAUGAAGACCUCACUCGAGCAUUAGAGCAUCAUACCCAGGCCAUUGCAGCAACCACUGAUCCUGAUAAACGCAAGAUGAUGCUAGCUGAGGUGGAGAAGGUAAAAAAUGCAGCUGAUGCACUCAAGGCAGCCACAAAAGAUGAGGCUGUGAAGAAACAGGAGGAGCUGCUGAAGUGUGCUGAAGGGGUGCUGGGAGAAUGGCUCGACCAGCAAAAGGGGAAGGAGGUGACUGACAACUCCAUCUUCAGUGAGCUGCCUCGCCACUAUGAAGAUGAGUUCAACAAGGACAUGGAAGCCCUUAAUGUAAUGGAAGCAGAUGUGGUGACACGGGUAUCAGAGUAUGUGCCACAGAUUGUCGAUUAUGUGGCAAAAAUAAUUGAAAAUGGCUAUGCUUAUGAAGCCAAUAACUCUGUUUAUUUUGAUGUGGCCAAGUUUGAUGCUGAGCCCAACCACUACUAUGCUAAGCUGGUGCCUGAAGCAUAUGGCAAUCAGGCAGCUCUGGAAGAGGGAGAGGGUGCCCUGUCAGCUGCAUCGGCACAGGAGAAACGCAGCCCUAAUGACUUUGCAUUGUGGAAGGCCUCCAAGCCUGGGGAGCCAGCCUGGCCAUCCCCCUGGGGACCUGGACGACCUGGUUGGCACAUAGAAUGCUCUGCCAUGGCAUCCGAAAUAUUUGGGGAGUCCAUUGACAUCCACACAGGUGGUGUGGACCUAAAGUUUCCUCACCAUGACAAUGAAUUGGCCCAAGCCGAGGCAUAUUUCAACAAUGACUACUGGGUACGCUAUUUCCUCCACACGGGUCACUUGCAUAUAGAUGGCUGCAAGAUGAGCAAGAGUCUCAAGAACUUCAUCACCAUCAAGCAGGCGUUGGCUGAAAACUCCCCUGCUCUCUUGCGCAUCUCCUUCCUCCUCCAUUCCUGGAAGGACACACUGGAUUAUAGCUCCAACACAAUGGAGGGUUCACGUCAGUACUACAAGAUGAUCACAGAAUUCAGCCUCAAUGUUCAGGACUUGGUGCGACGUGCAGGGCUGUCCAGCACACAGUGGGCAGGACCUGAGGUGGCCCUGCAGGAGGCCUUCAAUACUGCCAGGUUAGAUGUGCACAAAGCUCUGUGUGAUAACAUUGACACCAGGACAGCUCUUGACACCAUCCGAGACCUGCUCACUGAGGCCAACAAAUACAUGAACAGCCACCCGCAGGUGAACUCGCAACUGCUGGUGAACAUCAACAGCUACAUCUGGAAGCUGAUGAAAAUGUUUGGUGUUCCUCAAGGAGAUAAAUCUUCCUCAGGUAGUCAGGAGAAGGUGGUGGCUGUGGCAGAGGUGGUGGGUAACAUUCGGGAGCAGCUGCGUCAGUGGUCAAGGGACAAGGAGCUGGAGGUUGGAGAAAUGCGGGGACGCCUGCUGGGGCUGUGUGACUCCAUCAGGGAUGAGUUGCUGCCACCCUUGGGCAUUAGACUGGAAGAUCGUGAAGCAGGUGCCCCAAGCAUCAAAGUAGUGGAUCCUGGGGAGUUGAUGGCUGAGAUAUGUGCCAAGAAAGAGCAGGAGGAGAUCCGGAGACAGGAGAAGGCCAGGAAGAAGGCAGAACAGGAAGCCAAGCAGCAGCAGCAGAAGCAGGAGAAAGCUGUCCUACCCACAGAUCCCAAGGAAAUGUUCCGUACCUCUGAAUAUUCACAGUGGGAUGCCAAUGGGUUGCCCACUCAUGAUGCAGAGGGAAAGGAGAUCACUAAGAGCCAAACCAAGAAACUCACAAAGUUGAUGGAGGCACAGAGGAAGAAGUUUGAGAAGUGGCAACAACAGCAGAAUUCAUAGUGCCUUUUGCUUCUGGUUUAUCUAAUCUUCUCCAUCCAUCUUUUCUUCCAUUCCCUCACUUGGAAUCUGUCUCCUCACCUACUUUCAUUUCCCCAUUCUUCUUUAUCUUUUCUUUUUGUCACCAUGAUUCCUUCAUCUUUUCCCUCUUUCUCUCCCUUUUCUUUCUUGUUCAUUAAGAUGCAGCUUUGGAUAAUAGGAAAUAUAAAUGAUUUUUUUUCAGAAAAGCAAAUCAGUUAUUUUUGUUAACUCUGAUUUUACUUGGUAGAUUUCAGUACACAGUACUGUUUUUGAAAGUAAACAAGAUCCAAGAAGCAUUAUGGGUGUACGUGCUACAUAAUUAUGGACACUAAACAAUGACCUACAUAGGAAGACUAACUAAACACGUUAGCAACAAGUAACUGCUUACUGACUUCUGUUUAUGUAUUAGAUAAUUGAUUGAAUUUUGAUAUCUUGAUUUCAGCAAUUAUAACAAUCAUAUCAAAUUGUAGCCAUGGUUCCAAUUGAUUACUUGUCAUGAUUUGUGAAGUUCUUUUUUUUCUUGUAUUUUCUAGUUAUUUAUAACAAAAUCAGUGUCUUGAUCAUUGAGAAUUCCUCCUCUUUAUUUUGUUGUUAUAAUAAAUAUUGCAUUCUCUCUCUCUCUCUCUCUCUCUCUCUCUCUCUCUCUCUCUCUCUCUCUCUCUCUCUCUCUCUGUAAUAAUCAUUGUUAAUAAUCUCAGUGGUGGUGAGAUCUGUGAUUCGUCCAUAGAUUUUUAAUACAGCACACUUACAAA
This is a messenger RNA of Portunus trituberculatus (swimming crab), 3081 nucleotides long. It is a transcript of the gene CysRS, whose product is annotated as cysteine--tRNA ligase, cytoplasmic-like. The transcript has 13 exons. Gene Ontology annotation, biological process: cysteinyl-tRNA aminoacylation. The record is from RefSeq and is a predicted model, not a curated record. Gene Ontology annotation, molecular function: cysteine-tRNA ligase activity; ATP binding. Lineage: Eukaryota; Metazoa; Arthropoda; Malacostraca; Decapoda; Portunidae. Bases 158 to 2311 code for a protein of 717 amino acids. Gene Ontology annotation, cellular component: cytoplasm.